This is a messenger RNA of Lethenteron reissneri (Far Eastern brook lamprey), 7741 nucleotides long. It is a transcript of the gene POP1, whose product is annotated as POP1 homolog, ribonuclease P/MRP subunit. The record is from RefSeq and is a predicted model, not a curated record. Gene Ontology annotation, cellular component: ribonuclease MRP complex; nucleolar ribonuclease P complex. NCBI's taxonomy places the organism in Eukaryota, Metazoa, Chordata, Hyperoartia, Petromyzontiformes, Petromyzontidae. Gene Ontology annotation, biological process: tRNA 5'-leader removal.
UCCCUAGCAACGAUGUUCCUAGCAACUGUAUCCCUAGCAAUAUGCAUCCUUAGCAACAGGUGUCCCUAGCAACGGUGUCCCUAGCAACAUGUGUCCUUGGCAACAGAUGUCCCUAGCAACGGUAUCCAUAGGAAUAUGCGGCCCUAGCGACGGUGUCCGUAGCAACGGGUGGGGUCCAGGAAGUCAUAGGAGAACAUUCAGGGAACCUAGUGAAAAAGUACUGGAGAGAAUGAGUGAUUGAAUGACGCAAGAAUAAGAAUGAAUAACAGGAAUGAGUGAUUGAAUGAGGUAGGAAUGAGAGGUGUGAAUGUCUGACUCCCCCCCCCCUAGGUGCGUGACGUCAUUUAUGGACAGCUCCUGAGGUGUUCAGGUGUGUCUGGGGAGGGUCAGGAUGACGACUGAUGAGUGGCGUCAGGUGUGUGGUGAGUAUCUGUCACGGGGGCAGGUUUCCGAUGAGUGUUGAAAGGCGUCAACAGAGGCUGGGGGUGCAGCCAAUGGGGGUGAGAAGCGAGGACGGAGAGACGCGUUAAGAGGUGGGGGGUGGGGGGGAACACAACCCCACCCUUCGAGUUUCAAAUCCGAGUCAUUUACGAAACGCGCUGCUGGUGCCUGCCGCUGCGGUUUGACCGCGCCGGCCUCUGUAACACGUGCGCGCACUGCGGCACGUGGGAAGCGAGAGAGAGGUCCCCGCUUCCUGACACCGCGUUCCACCAUCGCCUCGCCCCUCGUCUAAGGAAGGAGUUGUGUCCCUUGCGGUUCUUGGAGCACUCUUGAAUUCAUGGAGGGGAGGUCCCGCGGAGGAGGCGCACAAGGGAGAGGAGGUGGGCGGCGACAAGCAAAGAAGAGGGAACGCAUCAUGCGCCAUCAGCCGAAGAACGUGGUCUUUCCAGCUGUGGAGGGGGGUGCUGCUGAUAGCUGUAAAGAUGACAAUGGUGGCAUUUCCUUCCCAGCAGCAGUGGCUCCUUUCACACCAUGGUGUCAGGAGCACAGCGUUGAUACUGGUCCUGAGGGAGCGCAGAGGCAGGACACUGACAAAAGCUGGGCUCUGGGGCUUCAGCAGCUGCCCGAUGUUCUCACAGCGGAGUCGAUGGCCCAUGCACGCGCCGCGGAGAUGCUGGCCAUGCUGCAGGCGGUGAAGAGGAAGAGCUCGGUGCGACGAGUCUUCCAGACGCUGCCCACGCACAUGCGGCGCCGCGCCAUGAGCCACAACGUCAAGCGGCUGCCAUGCCGCCUUCGCGACGCCGCCAAGAGGGAGAUGGAUGAAUCCAGUGCCAAGGCGAAGGUGGUGCCCAAGUGCCGCUCGCGUAAGGCGCGGCGUCGACACGGCAGCCUGCUGCUCGACUACAACCGGCGGCAGCGGCGCCACAUCUGGCUUGAGACGCACAUCUGGCACGCCAAGCGCUUCCGCGUGGCCGAGCGCUGGGGCUACCGGCUUGGUUUGCAGCCCACCACAAAGACAUACCGCAGCGCCUACCGCGCCAUGGCCCAGCGCUGCCUCCUGCAGGAUGUGUCUUACUACUGCUGUCUGGAGCUCAAGGGCAAGGAGGAGAUGCUCCUGGGAGUUUUAUCCACACUGUGCAGCCCAGAGACAGGCACUUCUUUUGAUGGGGCGGAUUACCUCGGUGGACAAAGGCAGGGGUCCUUGGUGAUGUACAGAGCAAAUGGCUUUCCCACCCAACCGCUGGGUCCUGUCACCUUUUUAUGGCGGCCAUUGCAAAUGCCUGAUGAACGAGAGACGAAUACGGAGCACCGGCAGCUAUGGAUCUGGGUCCAUCCUGCCAUGAAAAAUGAGGUUUUGUCUGAGCUGAAGGAGAAUUUCAAAUGCUUAGAGCCAGUGUUAGAGCCACCAGACCUCAAAGUCACUCCAACACAGACUCCAGGUGUCACCGGCCCAGCGGAGGGCACUCAGUCAUCCGCUGAAGCCUCCGGCAUACAAGCGGCAUCCGCACCGCAGCGAGCGCAGCUUGGCGAGACCUCCGCCGCCCGUAAAAGCGAAAUGAAAGCGGCGCUGCCGGAGGCGGUGCGCGGUGCCAGAAGGGGCAAAGCGAGUGGGACGAGGAAGCGGCGGGCGGAGGACGGCGAGCAGCCCGGAGCUCCUCCGGCGAAGCGCAUUUACGGGGACGGAACCCGCGGUCCACGUGAGCCCAGGAGCUGGAUGUCGGUUUCCACAGGGACUGCUCUCACUGACCUGACAAUGGAGAUGGUGAGGUUUCAGCUGAUCGGUCCCCGCUCCGGAUUCAUACUGACACACGCUCUCCGGCCUGCAGACAUUCACCACCACUCUGAAGGCCAGGGCAAGACUUCAUGGUGGCUGAAAGUGUGCAGCGAGCCGUCGCACGUCCUGCAGCAUGAGAAUCAGGGACAAAUCUUCCAGCUUCUAGCCGGGUUGGGCAGUGCCUCGGACGUGCCUCCAGGGUGCGUGCUGGGUCUGACGGUGGGCGACCCACGCCUCGAUCUCCCCAACAAGCGGACGAUACCUGCGGACCCCCCCAGCAUCCCUCCUGCGAGUGGUGGUGCCGCAGCUUGCAACAACGAAGCGAACGCGCUAGCGAGGAGCCUGCAGGACGGACACGCGCAGAGCUGGAUCUGGGACCGCUCCGUCCGCGAUGAGGUCACGGAGACUAAGAUCUCAGAGCAGGAGCUGAAUCGCAUGCGCCACAAGGCCCUGGUGCCGGGCACCCGUCUCAACCUGGGCGCCAGGGAGUCGAGCAUUCCCGCGCUGCUGCUGCAGCAUCCAGGCCGGCAGGCGGGGGCCGGGCUGGCGGGAUGGGGGGCUGCGUGGGACCUGGUGCUGCCCAAGGCGUGGGGCAUGGCCUUCUGGAUCCCGCUGGUGUACCGCGGCGUUGUGGUCGGGGGCCUCCGCGAGGCGGAGCGGCACUCGCAAUACCAGGGGGCGCCUUACUUCCCCUGUGAUUUCCCGGACUGCCCCGCCGGCUCGCGCCACGACGCGGAGAGCAAGGAGGCGGCGAUCGCCAAGUUCAAACGGUACCCACCAGCCAAGAGGCCAAACUACGUAAAGCUGGCAAUGCCUACGCCCUUCCACUUCCCGUGGGAACUGCUGGUGCACGAGUGGGAGCUCAUGGGCACGGAGUGGAGUGUGGAGGACGAGGAGAAACCCGAGACGGAAUCUGUCAUGGAGAUGGAGUCUCCCUCUAUCGACCCAAAUUUUGGAGCCUCGUUUCUGGGCCAGACAAAGUCUGAGCUCGCAGAGGAGGCUUCUGAAGUAGAAGCGGAAGAGACUCGGGAAACCUCCGAAGUCUCUGAGAAAGAGCAGCGGGCAGAGGUGAGGGGGUGCGGCACUGCAGGAGAGGAGAUCACGGCGGGAGAACUCGUGUCGGUGGAUAGGGAGCCAAGCUCGGAGCGCGUGGAGCCCGGAUGUGAGACGGGCGACGGCAGAGAUCGCGUGGAACAAGAGCAAAAGAUGGAGUUGCCUUCAGUCAACUCCAUAAGCGAACCAUUCUAUGUGAUCAGGAGCACGAGCGUGCUGACACAGCUCGCCCACUGGUGCCGCUCCCUUCCUCCUGCCACGGGGGUGGACGGAGCGGACUUGGCGCAGCAGCCCCUGACGACAGCUCUGGCGCUGGCGAUGUCGCGCGGCCAUCCGCGUGCGCUGCUGUGGGUGCGUGUCGACCCGCUCCAGCGCGGCUCCCCCGAGCCUCACGCCACCGUCGCCGUGCCCGACCCCGCCGACCUGGACCUCCUGCGCCGCGACCCAGCCUACACGGGGCCCCUGGAGCCCAGGUGGCGCGACGCUUUCCGGCUUACGAGGGAGGAGCGCAGGGCGGUGGGGCUGAGCAGGCGGAAGCGGCGCCUCUUUGCUGGUGGGGGCACGGAGGGCGGAGGGGAGGAUCGUGGCGGUGAUGGCGGUGUUGGUGGCGAUGUUGCCGAUGUUAGCAAGAAGGCCGACUGGAUCCUAGGGCUGCACCCGGAGCCCGUGGGUUGCGUGGCGUCGGCGUGCUCGCGCCCCACGCUCGGCUUCCUGACGCAGGGCGACUUCUCCAUGGCUGUUGGGCACGGGCGAGGGUUCGGGUUUGUGAGCCUCACUGGGCUCUUGCGAACACUGCUGCAGCAGCAGCUACAGCGGCAGCUUCAGCAGCAGCUACAGCAGCAGGACAAGGCUGCACCACUACCAUCUCCACCACACACUUCGCAACCUCGGGGAGUUCUGCUGCUCACACGCAACGUGAACUCCCUGCAGUACCGUUUUGUCCGGGUGAGCGUAGACGUCUAGAGUUUAUCUCCGCCAGGCUCGGCCAAAUGGUGUUACAGAUGCAGCCCAGAGGUGCAGAGAUUUGAGCAACCUCUUAAAACUCUUAUGGCUGCGAGUUCAAAUCGCAAUUUGGGUCAACGACUCAUUACCACCAAUGAGUUGAAUAGUAGAACUGAGGUUAUCCUGUGGAUUGAUUGGUCCACUGCAUAUGAAUGAGUUUGCACCCGAUUAGGGCCACCAACUCUCUUUGGCAGGUAGUCUGCUCACGACAGCAUCUUUACUAUUGAGGUUCAUUGAACAUCGCCCCCUACUGCAAAAACGUGGCAGGACCCUCAUGGAAGUCUUGAGACCUUAAGGAUUACCUGGGUGAACUCGUGCAAAUGAUAUACAUGAAUGAUCCUGGUUCCUGAAAAUGUUUAUUGUAUAUGGGUUGAGCCUCAUCUAUUCUAGUCAAGUAUUUUGCCUCUAUACAGCAAUGAAAUGGAACUGCCUGUUUGAUUUGUAAACAUUUGUUAAUCAAUCUGAGGGUGAACUGUAAACCAGCUGCACUUAAUCACAGGAGAUUGUUCUUCUUCUUGUUUCUUUCGGUAAAGUCACGUAGAAGGGAAGUAAUAAAAUAAUAAAAAUAAAACAUAAUAAAACAAUUCUCACGACGUUUCGGCUACAACGCAAGCAGCCGUCUUCAGGUGAAGAAUGAGACACUACCAAACUAGGAGCUUAUAUAUAAGCUGCAUUGGGGGUUGAAGAGCGCCUUAACAAAAAGAAUGUGCAUGUGAAGAGGGAUUUAGCAUAUUCAUGGAAAAUGCGUAGGCGUUGGGCGGGGGGGUGUCAAAGUCAUAUUAUGCCCAUGCAUUAUGCAGGAUCAGCAGCAACCAAGGGGGGUGCAGGGAUUAGCAGUAACAAAGGAAAGGAAUGUUAAUGAUAUGUAGCUGCAGUUACUCAACAACCACGUAGAAAACUAAAGUAUAAACUACAUAAAAAACUAAAGUAUAAACUGCAUCGCACCAUCAGUAUACUUACUAUACUCUAUAAUAAGCUGAGUUACUAACAGCAAGUAAUACAUUACAAUUUUACCUCGUAAAAAUUCUAUAAUAUGCUUCCAUCUAAACCUUAUUCUCUUACAUCACACGAGCAUAUACCGUACUAUAUACUGCCAUAGAUAAACCCAACAUUAAAUUAUAUACUGUAUUGCUGUAAACCAACCUAUAUCUUAUACACAGGAGAUUGGUCAAUUCCCUUGCAAUGGGCGAGUGUUCCCAAUAAGGGCAGCAGUUAUUUUAAUUGCGCAAAAAAAAUCACAAUUUUUAAUCAAGGCGUUUACAACAGUGGGAGUAUUAAAUGCAAAUUGCACGUGCAUGUUAAGCUGCUUUCAUAUGAAUAUCUCUUGGAAUCGAUGUUUAUUUGGCUGGAAUUUAAAAGGGCUGCAACAGCACCCCCCCAUACUUUCUUUGACAUUUGCGUGUGCUCUUCCUGCAAUGACCUCACAUUUCACACAACUGCCAACCCCCUCUGGCUUGAGAGGCCAUUGCUAUAAUAGCAUGCGUCUGUAAUAUUUCAGUUUUUCGCAUGACUGAACAUGUACAGUGUGUGCGAGUGCUGGAACAAAGUUAAAAGUUUUGUGGUCAAGUCGUAUUUGAUUAAAGUUGCCUUUGUCAUUACUUGGAGCGCAAUAUAUAAAAUGUCAAUUCGCUUCUCAAAGCAACGAUCGCAUGUAUAUGGGCAUUCAAUAAUUCAUUAGUUUUAACCCAUUUCAUUCUGUGGAUAUGCAUGAAAGCCUCUGCAGGUAUUUGUUUCCUUUGAAACAUGUCCCUGGCCAGAAUGAUUUGCCUGCGAUCAAUAAGAACUUUUGCUUGGCAGUCGGGGUCCUGUACCUGGCGUUCUCUCAAAAGCAUUUUGUAAAUGUAGUACAUGUGAAUGGGAAAUGCUUAGGUGGGGGUUUCCCAUGGACAAGCUGAUGCAGGAGCCAACUAGCAUACAAGCCAUGCUUAAUGCGUUACUGAAUGCUUGAGCAAUGCAUCUCUGCGGACCUGCUUGUCACCACCUGUACUUGUAAAUAAUUUGGGUCAUUGCUGAGGUGUUUGCAGGGUGAAUUUCUCAAGCAAUGGGUCUGAUACUUAAACCAAUGACUUGUGGAAACGCCUGCUGUAUCCAUUUAAGCUCAUUCGGCUCCGCUGCAUGGAUUGUGGUCGGAGUUCAUGCUAGUAAGUUCGUUUAGGACUCACAUUCCAGAAAGGCACGCAGUGGAAUAAAACUGACCACAAUCCUAAAUUUCGAUUGAAAGCUUUCGUGACUGCAGGGAUUGAUAUUCUUGGUUCUUUCGGUAAAGUCACGUAGCAGGGAAAUAUUAGUAUAAACCAAGAACACAAUCCUAAAAUUACAAGUUUAAAAUUCAGUGGUGGGUUUAGCUCAGUCCAUAACAUUGGUACCCAUAAAAUGAGCACAGCUUGUGAAGAGCCAGCAGUGGUUGUCAAGACAUUUACUCUUUAAAGCCGGUAAUAUAAAACAAAGAUGUGUUAGAAACCUGCAGUGUGGUGGUCACUAGUCAUCCAAUGAAUGGCAGGACUGAUCCUGUGGUGACAAUCCUUUGUUUUAGCGAAAUCACCCGUUGCAGGUAUUGUAUUACGAGCCUGAAAGAAUGUGAAAUUCCCACCACAUGGCUCCAUUCCCACUCAGCAUGAGUGGCAGUUUUAUUUUGACGAGUAAGGACACCACUAUGGUCUUACCUUUCUGUGAAACACAUACUUCCACAAACCAAGCAUUGCAUGCAUUGUAUACGUUUAAAGAUUUCAUACUUAAGAGAUUUGGGCCAUGGUGCUCAUCUCUUGAUGGGAAUUACACAUCGUAGGAGGUAUGUGAUGCUAUACAACUGUUAACUAUUGUCCACAAGGUUGGUACUUAUUUUAGCAGCCUCGGUAAGCAUGCUCAGAGUAACCCUGAAGCCAGCCAAAUAUUUUGAUUGCUGUGCCAUGUGAUUAAUCACCAGUGGAAAGCAAGUGCCAACUGGGACAAUCAGAACCCAUUCAACACAGGCUACUCCGACAGCUCAGUCUCCUAGUGUCAUCCCACAAUCCCAUGUUUCAGAGAAAUGGCCGGAUGAUGACAUUCCCAGACCAUUCGUGCCAAUUUCAGGUGCAAAUCAGUCUGGCCAAAUCGUAGCAAAUACAGAUGUACAGGCCUUUAUUAUGUAUUACACCAUAAACCACAAACCAUUCCUAUACACCAAAAAGGAACUUCGUGUUUGUUGGCGAUACAUUUCUCGUUCUCACUACAGCAGAAAGCAAUGUUCCAAUAUUUUUACAGGUCGACAUGAAACUGCAAUGUGCACACGUAUGUAAUUGUACAGUAGCCAGCUUAAACUGCUGGGGAUUUCUGGGUAAUAAAUCACCGUUUACCCAUAAAUACAUCUUGGUCAGCCUAUUGGUAUUCCAGACUAGCAGUCUUUAAAUCCUUUAUAUUAAGUUCACUUGCUUGCUUUGCGCGCUUACGACCGUGCAAAUAUUUCGGUCGUUUAACCCACUUCCCGUGAUCCAA